AUGGCGACAAACGCGACAUUCAGCGCACCGCAGCUAUUCGAGACGCUUUACGGCGCCACGGAUCUCGCUGCCCUUAACUGGUUCGAGAAACAAUGGGUCGCCUGGUAUAUCUGGAUCGGCAAUCCAGUCAUUGCCACCGGCCUUAUGAGCUUUCUCCUGCACGAAUUUGUCUACUUUGGCAGAUGUAUCCCGUGGAUAAUCAUCGACGCUAUCCCGUACUUUAGGCGGUGGAAGCUGCAGCCUAACAAGAUACCUACACCAAAAGAGCAAUGGGAAUGCACGAAGCAAGUCUUGUUCUCCCACUUCACGAUCGAACUACCAGCCAUCUGGCUCUUCCACCCAAUGGCAGAAUCUAUCGGAAUGGCUACGUACCAAGUCCCUUUCCCCGACUGGCGCACUAUGCUCCCACAGGUCGCUUUCUGCUUCGUCUUCGAAGACUUCUUCCACUACGUCGCACACCAGGCGCUUCACUACGGCCCCCUUUAUAAACACAUCCACAAGAUCCACCACAAGUAUUCUGCUCCAUUCGGUCUGGCCGCGGAAUACGCACAUCCAGCGGAAGUGUUCAUCCUAGGCACGGGGACAAUCGCGGGGCCUCUCCUCUACUGCUUCUUCUUCGGCAACCUCCAUAUCGUCACCGUGUAUAUCUGGAUCACCUUGCGUCUAUUCCAGGCUAUCGACUCGCACAGUGGAUAUGACUUCCCCUGGUCGCUGCAGCACAUCGUUCCCUUCUGGUCCGGCGCAGAGCACCACGACUUCCACCACAUGGCCUUCACGAACAACUUCUCCACCUCCUUCCGCUGGUGCGACAGGCUGUUCGGCACGGACACGAAGUACCAGGAAUACCGCGCCCGCGUGAAGGCGAUGAAGACCAAGAGCGCUAACAAGGAAGACUUCCAGAGAAUGGAGAAGAAGCUGAUGGAGGAAGUGGAGAAGGAAGGCCAGAUUGCGGAAAGGGAGGUUGAGAAUGGCGUCAAAGCGAAGAAGCAGUGA
Pleurotus ostreatus (oyster mushroom) is the source of this 993-nucleotide messenger RNA. RefSeq names its product C-4 sterol methyl oxidase. The transcript is spliced from 5 exons. The record is from RefSeq and is a predicted model, not a curated record. Gene Ontology annotation, biological process: ergosterol biosynthetic process. NCBI's taxonomy places the organism in Eukaryota, Fungi, Basidiomycota, Agaricomycetes, Agaricales, Pleurotaceae. The coding region runs from base 1 to 993 and encodes 330 amino acids. Gene Ontology annotation, molecular function: C-4 methylsterol oxidase activity; iron ion binding.